Molecule: messenger RNA, 4971 nt
Organism: Diaporthe amygdali
Lineage: Eukaryota; Fungi; Ascomycota; Sordariomycetes; Diaporthales; Diaporthaceae
Product: canalicular multispecific organic anion transporter 1
Exons: 4
Coding region: 1-4971 (1656 amino acids)
Biological process (GO): transmembrane transport
Cellular component (GO): membrane
Molecular function (GO): ABC-type transporter activity; ATP hydrolysis activity; ATP binding
Source: RefSeq, a predicted model, not a curated record
AUGAGCGGCCAUGAUGACCUCAAGGCCGUGGUUGCCGGUGGCGAAGCCCUGCUGGUUGCGAUUCUGACCAUCCCGGCUGUUGUCCGUUUCUUCGCCAAGGCAAGACUGUUCAAGGCUAACGGUUAUACGACCAUCUCGGGCUUUUACGAAGAUCGCGACGGAGAGGCUACCGAGAAGUCCACCCAGGAGUACUCCGACCUGCUGCCUCGCGUGGGUGCAUGGUUGAGCUCGGCUCUUGGAUUGGGCGCCUCGAUCGUAGCAGGUGUCUUGUUCCAUCAUGACGUUUCAUCACCCGGGGUCCCGGAAUUUUCGAGGAGAUGGGCAGAUGGGUUCUUGUUCUUCCAAUCCAUAUCGCUCCCCCGCAGAGGUGAUUACAGAGCCAAAUAUCGUCUGGCAAACUUUGCUCUCGUCUGCUCAGUGCUGAUCCUCGCGUCCCUGGUUUACCGAAGCAAGUUUGCGUAUGUCCUCAAAGCCUCUCAUGACUCCACACGGCUGGCCCAAGGCGUGUGCUGGGGCCUUCAGGCCAUCUCUGCUGUUUCUGCCUUUCUGGCUUUUGGGUUCUUCCCUCGUAGGCCGGACGUGUACUUCAAAGGGACUCUAGUUGACCAGCAGCACACGGUCUCGCUACUAUCCAAGAUCUCAUUCUCAUGGAACAGCUUCGUCUUUGACGUCUCCAAGGAACGCCAGCUCGAAAUGGAAGAUCUUCCGCGACUGGACUACCUUACUCGUUCCCGCAAUUUACACCAGAUGUUUACAGCCCGCGAUGCAAAUGGUAGGCUAUGGUGGCGACUACUCAAAUUUCACUGGCUUGAACUCGCUCAACAAUGGUGCUUGGUUCUUGUUUCUGCCGUUCUUGCUCUCAUCCCCAACUACAUGAUGUAUAAUCUGUUAGGCCGACUGGAAGAGCCCAGGACGCCUGACUCAAGUAUAACGGAGACUCUGGCCUGGGCGCUCGCCCUGUGCCUCAGCCUUUCCCUCGACAACAUUGUUGGCAGCCUAUUGAGCUGGUGGACGAAUAGCCGACUGGUCAUUCCUCUGGGAGCUGUGCUGCAGACUUUGGUGUUUGACAAAGCACUAAAGGAGCAUGAAACGGCCAUGCCGCCCCCUCGUCCCCAAGAACAGGAUGAUCAGAAGACCGACUCAAAAGACAAGAACGACAAGAAAGACAAGGGUGACGCAGAGACAAAGCCUCAGGGGAAAGAGAAGAAGGACGAGGUCCGCCAAUCUGUGAUCAAUCACAUGAAGCUGGACUCGGGCCGUGUCACCAUGUUUUGCAGCUUCAAUUAUUAUCUGCCUCUGGCUGUAGUCAAACUGGUUCUGGCUGGCGGCUUCCUGGUCACCAUUCUCGGCUGGAAGGCAGUCGUUGCUGGACUUGGAUCCGCGGCGUUGGUUAUUCCUUUGAACACCUGGAUGUCGAAGAAAUACGCAAAGAUUCAGUUUGGUCUCAUGAGAUACCGAGAUGGCAAGGCGCACCUCCUCACCGAGGCUUUGCAAGGCAUGCGACAGAUCAAGUACUCAGCCCUCGAGCAGCAUUGGGAAGACAAGAUUUUCAAGUCUCGAAACGAGGAGCUUGCACAAUACUGGAAAGCCUCACUGUUCAUGUGUGGUGUUAUGCUCAUCAUGAAUCUUGGGCCCCUCCUUCUUGCUUGCGUGUCGCAAAGCGUGUACGCCUGGGAACAAGGUGGCAAUAUCAAAGCCUCAGUCAUUUUCGCUUCACUCGGGUUGUUCGAUCAACUUGACGAGGCAACGGCACUGUUGCCCAUCUUACAAGUCUACAUGAUGGAGGCUUGGACGUCUUGUGUCAGACUAGAAAAGUACUUCUCGCAGCCCGACAAAGCUCCUGUUGCUGUUUCAGGAGACAGUAUCGUCUUCGACAACGCGACCGUCGCGUGGCCAAAGAAAGAAGACCUUGACGGGACAUCUGACACGACAGAGGAACGUUCUAUGCUUCGAGAUGUGUCGCUCAGCUUUCCUGACGGCAAACUCAGCAUAAUUGCUGGCAAGACGGGUUCAGGAAAGUCUCUCCUCUUAGCGGCGGUCCUUGGUGAAGUCAAACUCCUUUCAGGGACUGUUAAGACCCCAACACCACCCGCUGAGGAAGAGCUGGACCAGGCCAAGCCGAUCCCGAGAGAAGAGUGGCUCAUUCCGUCCCUCACCGCGUUUGUCUCCCAAACUCCCUGGAUAGAAACAGGAACUGUCCGAGAGAACAUCAUUUUUGGGCUUCCUUUCGUCGAGUCGCGUUACCAGGAUGUCCUGCGUGCUUGUUCCUUGGAGAAGGACGUCGAACUCCUUGUUGAUGGGGAUGAAACAGAAGUCGGGCCAAAGGGUGUGACCCUUAGUGGUGGUCAGAGAUGGCGGGUUGCCCUUGCUAGGGCGCUUUACUCUCGGGCUGGUAUCAUGAUCCUGGAUGACGUCCUCUCUGCCGUGGAUGCCCAUGUCGGGCGGUGCAUAGUAGACCUCGCGUUGACGGGAGAAUUGGCAGAAGGGAGGACCAGAAUCCUGGCCACGCACCACGCAGAGUUGUGCACGCCGAGGGCAAGCUACCUGGUCAAGCUCCAGGACGGACGAGUGGAGAGUGCCGAGGCUAUCACACCUACUGACACCACUAUCGCCUCUUCAAGCGGGUCAAAACGCUCUUCAAUCCACGACAUCAGCGAGACUCAGACCAUGAUCGACACUCCCGACAGCCAAAUAUCUUCUGAGGAAACGACCAUUGCCGGGGUAGAACAACCCAACGGCAGCAAGAAGAAGUCAAGCAAGGAAGACGAGGAAAAGCGAGAGACUGGUCGUGUCAAAUGGAAGGUAUAUAUGACAUACCUGCGAGCCAGUAAAGCCCCGGUACUUUGGUUCUUCGUCAUUUUCUUCAUUGUAUCCGCAGGCAUGGCGAGUAUCGGUCGGGUGUGGAGUUUCAAGAAGCUCACUGAAGGAUCCUCCACGGAGGAGGCAGCCAACUUCUCGGCGACCUUCAACCAUUACGACAGCUCGAGGAUCUUUCUGCAGGACCCUCAGAAGGGUUUGAUGUAUUCCGAGAUGGUUCCGCAUGGCAUACAUACAGCGUCUAUGGGGGGCCACUCUAUCUGGUUCUGGAUCGCGAUGAGCGUGCUGUUCUAUGUAUUGAUGGUUGUGCUUCAGGUUGCUCGGAGUAUCACAAUGACAGCCAUUGGGCUUCGAACUUCUCGGGUUCUAUUCGAGAGGAUGACGCAUGCCAUUCUACGAGCGCCUCUCCGCUGGGUUGACACCGUCCCAGCUGGACGAAUUCUGAACCGAUUUACGUCGGAUGCCUUUAUGGUUGACAGGCGUCUGCCUGGCGAUCUGGCGAAUUUCCUGCACAGCAGCUUUUCGCUGGUCGUUACAAUCGCGGCUAGUUUGUCCGUGUCCCUUUGGGUCAUCCUGGCGGGUGUUCUCCUCAUGUUCGUCUAUGCACGGAUUGCGAGCAAGUAUAUCAACGUUGCCCGUGAAGUCAAGAGGCUUAACUCGAUCUCUCACUCUCCGAUUUACGACCAGUUUGGCUCCGUCCUGUCAGGACUUUCGACUAUUCGCGCUUUCCACCGGACGAAUUUCUACAUGGAUCGAAUGUUUAAUCUCAUCGAUAACUCCAACAAAGCGAGUUGGGCGUUGAGCUUGUCUGGUCGGUGGAUGUCCUUCCGCUUGUCCAUGCUCGGCACCAUUUUCGUCACUGUGGUCGCUGUCGUUGCAGUCUCGGGUCACGUCGAUGCAGCUCUCGCCGGCUUCAGUCUUACCUUCGCGCUUAGGUAUUCGUGGAGAUUGACUGCGUUGCUCUCAAGCAUGACGUCGCUGGAAUUGAGUUUCAACGCAGCCGAGCGUGUCAUUGAGUAUUCUGAAAUUGAGACUGAACCAGAGGAUGGAAAGGACGCACCUGCUGCAUGGCCAGCUGAGGGCAAGAUUGAAGUCGAGAAACUUUCUGUCGCAUACAAGGACAGUCUUCCACCUGUCUUGAAGAACCUCAACUUCGUGGUCAAGCCAGGUGAACGAAUCGGUAUUGUCGGGAGGACUGGAGCAGGGAAGUCGACCUUGGCGUCUGUCUUCUUCCGCCUGCUUCGGCCGCGUGAGGGCUCUGUCGUGAUCGAUGGCAUCGACAUCGCCGGGCUGAAGCUCACACAGCUGCGCAGCCGACUUGCCAUUAUCCCUCAGGACCCUUUCCUCUUUUCAGGCUCGCUGAGAUCCAACCUCGACAUGGAGGAUACAAAGGAAGACUAUGAGCUCCAAACGACGCUGCAGAGCGUUCACCUCGCCAAGCCGCAACCAGUCAGCACUGAAAGACCAUCUCAGUACCCCGUGGUGUCUUCUCAUGAGGAGACAGUAAUUUCUACUACCGAGGCAGUGCCGGAGCCCCCAAACAACGAAACACCGGCUUCCGCUGCUGUCGUCGAGGAUGCCGACACGGCGCCCUCCACAGCAGUGGUGACCACCACAGAGGCAGAGUCCUCUGACAGCACUGACAUCUUCAACAACCUAUCUAUGGAAAUUAGCACCGGCGGAGGCAACCUGUCCCAAGGUCAGCGCCAGCUUGUCUGCCUCGCGCGCGCUCUCCUCGCCCGCCCCAAGAUAGUGGUCAUGGACGAAGCCACGUCCGCCGUCGACCGGGCCACGGAUGCUGCGAUCCAGACCAGCCUGCGGGACGCCUUUGCCGCUGCUGGGUGCACCGUGCUGGUGAUUGCCCACCGCCUGAGCACCGUCGCGGACUUUGACAAGAUAUUGGUCCUGGAGAAGGGUCGGAUGGCGGAGAUGGGGUCUCCAAAGGAGCUGCUUGAGAGGGGAAUGAAAAGGGACGAGGACAAGAAGGUUGGGGAGGCGGGCGAGGAGGCUGAAAGGGGGAAGCAGAACGGUGAUGGUGAGGCUGCGGGUGAUGAGGCUGAGGAUGGCACGGGGGCGUUCUGGGACUUGGUUCAGAGUAGCGCUGAGAAGGACAAGUUGGUCGAGAUGAUUCUGGGGAACGGGCACGCGGAGUAG